Messenger RNA from Arvicanthis niloticus (Nile rat), 518 nucleotides. Lineage: Eukaryota; Metazoa; Chordata; Mammalia; Rodentia; Muridae. The record is from RefSeq and is a predicted model, not a curated record.
AUCUGCAGGCAACUGGAAGUGAUGAGUCAUCUUGUUGGCUUGGGAUGGCUAGCUGUCUACAUGUAUGGACUGAAUGCAGAAUUAAUCUCUCAUUUACAUCCUCCAAAACUAGGUAUUUCUACUGCUAGCUGUGUCUUUCCUUUCAUGUAUGCUGAUGUAAUCCACUACAGUUGCAUCUCCAUCAACAGUGACUAUGAUUGGUGUUCUCUUGACUAUCAAUUCCAAGGAAGAUGGCGUUACUGCACAGCAGAGGAUCCCCCAAAGUGUGUCUUCCCUUUCCAAUUCAGACAAAAGAUCAUUAAGAAUUGCACCAAGGAGGGCUAUAUUUUGAAUCGAAGUUGGUGUUCCUUGACUGACAAUUACAACAGAGACGGAAAAUGGAAGCAAUGUUCUCCACACAAUUUUUAGGUAUGCUUGAGUGUUUUUGAAGACAGAAGUUAUAGAUCCACCAGAUAUUCCUCCAAAUAUAAUUCAUUCUUAUCUUUAAGGAACAUUCUGUUAAUAAAUGUCUGUUCUCU